CAAUUUACAAGGUGGUCCAUAAUUUGCAGCAAUAUUGCUGUCCUAUGCUCCUAGCAUUUGUACUGUUGUAUUGUCCAGUAACUACAAGGCUGCAUAUGCAACUGCAAGUGGCUCUUGUUGCCCUGUCUUUUGCUCUCUAUUGACGUCUGGCAGUGGCAGAUGAUUACACCACAUGUGGAGAGAUGAGAUGAGCCCCACUAUCAUCUGAAAAGCCUGAUGGUGAAUCUUUAGAAGCCAACAAUGCCAGUGGAGAUGGAAGUUGAUGUUUGCUGUGAGCUGAAGAGAUAACCUUCUUUGGUUGAGAUGUGAGGCAGUUUCCAAGUCACCAGUCACAAUCUUCCACAUUGCUUCCUCUUGGUUAGAGCCCUCCUCAUAAAAGAUAAAACAAACAUCUCCAUUCCAGUUCAAUAAUUGAGAUUCCUCUCUGUCUGUUCCCUCCUUCCUGCUGGAAUAAUGAUUGUUAUUGUUAGCCAGUCUGAGUAAUACACGUGCAUUUCAUAUUGUCCUUGUUUACUACUAGUUAAUAGCUGUUAAGAUCUAAGACCAGCCUUCCACCAACAAAAUACAUACAGCUUCCACUAUGGUCAUCUGUCUUCUGGGAAGAAGAGGUAUAAUCUCCCAAUUCUAGUUCUGCCUCUCCAGUUGCAUCCUUCGCCACUCUCCCUACACACCAUCACUAGACUGGUGUUCAGACUUCACAGACCCCGACUCCCAUGGUUCAGAUGUCUUUACAGAGGAGCGUACCCGUAUAUCCCCGUUGCUGCUUAUCUGAUUCGCUACAUCGUGUGGGUGGUUCACGAAGAAGAUGGGCCUCUUGUAGGUCCCAGUCUUCACGUUUUGUUUAUAAUGCAAGACCAUCUCCAAUUGUUCUCAAGACUGACCAUGCAAUUGAUCCCUCUGAACCAAAGAAUUUGGAUGCAAGUUCCUCAGCUUCAAGAAGUGGACCUUACAUUGGGACUUGUCAUCCAUCAGGCGCAGCUGGAGUAAUGGGUGCGUCUUCCUCUUCAUCCCUCAGAUUUUUAGAGAAAUUUGUGAGUUGGAGCACUAGAGGUGGAGAAGAGGCACCUCCAUUCAUCAUCUGCAAUGAUCCUCUUGUCAAGAAAGAGCUGUUGCCAUCUGGAACCCAAUCCACUUCUGGCUGCAGUAUUGCUCUUGGGAAGAUUAGGCAGAAGAGGCUCUUCUUGGAGCAAUCUGGAGCAUGCUGUAUUGUUAUGCCAUGCCAGUUCUUACAUGCCUGGCACCAUGAGAUUUCACAGGGUUGCUCGGUUCCAUUCCUCCAUGUUGGUGAUUGCGUUGUAAAGGAACUCAAAGCAGCUAACUUGAAACCUGUUGAGUAUGGAAGUAAUGUCCGUGUAGGAGUUCUGUCCACUGACAAUACAUUGGCUACAAACUGUUAUCUAGACAAGUUGGAGAGCCAGGGUUUUGAGGUACUAUGUCCAGAUAAAGCUUCCAUGGAGCGUACAGUGUUACCAUCAGUCGAUGCAUUCAGGAAGGGGGACAUGGAAGGCGCAAGAAACCUGUUGCGAGUAUCGCUGCAGGUUCUUCUUGUGAGAGCUGUCAAUAAGAUAAUCCUUGCCUCCGAUGACCUUGUAGGCAUUUUGCCUGAUGAUGACCCUCUGCUCAAGAAAUGUAUAGACCCAUUGGAUGCCUUGGUCCGAGAGGCCAUCGUAUGCGCACGAGCACCACGACCAUGAUGUGCCCAAUUACUCUGUUUCCUUGCUCGUAUAGGCCUUCAGUGGUAGCUGUUUACACACACCUUGACUGCUGAUGAGCACAUAUGUAAAUUUUACAAUAAGAUAAAAAAGGAAGGAUUCCUCUCGGCCAAGAUCAUCGAUGGUUAAUUGAUUGAACACAUCAAUAAGCAUUUUCAUCUGUGUUAUUAAGCUUCUGCCUCGCAAGUUGCAACCAAGUCAACCGAGAUGCCGAUGACUCCAUCUGUGAUCUGUGAGCCCAGAUAUGUGAAAACAUUUUGUGGCUCGGCUACUGCAACGAGAAAUUCUGAACAAGAAUCUUGGAAUCUAACUGCAGAUGUGAUGUUUCAGGAGAUCAGGUUGUUGAUAGAAGUAGAACAAAAUGAAGACACCGUCGAAUCUGCGGCACGCCCAGGGAGCACAUUUUUCCGUUUCAGAUAAGUUGCAACCGUAGCUGUCACAGUGUUUAUUUAGCUUUGGUGUUUGUAGCCAGGAGGCGGAGAUUGUUGAAUGGCUAUCUAAAUUAGAAAGAAUGUAUCCAAAAUUUUUGGUGAAUAAAUACGGCUUUGUAAGUGCUGCAGCCACUACAAAUUCUUCAAGACAUCAAUUGAGAAGACAGAGCAUCUGCGACUAUAUGAUCUUCCUCUAUCACAGUAGAAUUACAUGCCCGAACCUGCAAAAGGCAGCUAUCAGUGUGUCAUCAGGAGUUGUAACAGUGCAUUUGACCUGGGAAAGCUGGUAGUGGGUCCCUGGUCACUGGUAUUCCAGAGAAUCUACUGAUUGGUGUGGAAUGGAGAAGAGGGCAUAGAUGAAUGUUCUAAGCAGGGGGGCGGUUGGAACGGGGGACUGCAAAAGCGGUGCAUGAUUAGCGGGCAGCGAUGCAGGCUGUCUGCAGGCCCUGCACCAAACAAGUGGCGUGGCGGUUGCCCUUUCUCUCAAUGCAGGAACCAGAGGGUCAGAGGCACAAAGGGGAAGGAAACCACCAAUUGGCUGCCUUUGUUGAGGGUAAGGCAGGAGGAACUCAGGCUAAGACUGAAGCACUCACUCUCCACUUUGUGCAUGCUCAGCGAUAUGCAUGGUCAUGCUCAUUGCUUUUGUGUGCUAUCUAUAUAUUCUGAUGCUUCCUUCUCCUCAUCAUCACCUUGUCAGACUUUUCCUUAUAUACAUUUUCUAUUUUAAUUUCGCAAAAGGGUGGUGUUUCGGA
Molecule: messenger RNA, 2895 nt
Organism: Sorghum bicolor (sorghum)
Lineage: Eukaryota; Viridiplantae; Streptophyta; Magnoliopsida; Poales; Poaceae
Exons: 4
Coding region: 714-1694 (326 amino acids)
Source: RefSeq, a predicted model, not a curated record